GUUUUGUUUGCUGAGCAUACUAAAGAGUGUAAAUAAUGUCUUGUAUAAGUGGAACAGCACCUUCAAAACCUAUGUCUAGGUAGCAAAGGUCAGUGAGCUACUGGAUAAGGUAUAAACUUUUGACAGGUACCGUAGUUUCUUUUUUGACGAUUAACUAAUCAGCACUUUAAACUUUCCACUAACCAGGUUAAAAAAUUAAAAUGAAUGCAUUGCUCACGUAAAUCUUUCAAGGAGAUCAUGUCUGAAUGACCAAAGUCCACGGAUCCUUCAAGUAGCACAUCCAGUUUGAGUUGCUGCAUGGAGGGUUAGCAGCUAAUAUGCUGGAUCCACAUAGUGUUCCUUGGCUUUUGGCAACAAUAAUUCUUAUUUCUGGAUUAAUAUGUGAAUGUGGCGAUCCAUGGAGGACCAGACAGAAAAGAGAUACUUACAAUGACCAACCCCGAAUGACUUCGGAAAAUGGGAACUUAAUAUUUUCUACUGGUUUAACCAAAAAUAUUGAGUUCACAACUGGCUCCCAUGGGAAAAUUAAAAUCAACAAUGACGACCUCACAGAUCUUCUGGUUCAGAUUCACAAAAAUAAAGAAGAGAUUGAGGGUGUGAAAGGCAACAUGGUUGGGACCAGUCAGAAUGUUACAAAUCAGAUAACACAACUGAAUGCCAAGAUAAUUGAUAUUGAAGCCAGAUUUCAAAGUAUUCAACAGGCCAUUAGCAGGCAGGCAUGCAGCAGCAAUCCAUGCCAGAACUCCGGAACCUGUCUAAAUCUUUUGGAUUCCUUUCACUGUAUGUGCACAAGUAAAUGGCAGGGACCCAUCUGUGCUGAUGAUGUCAAUGAAUGUCAGAUUUACGAAGGGACUGCCUUGGGUUGUCAUAAUGGUGGCCUAUGCACCAACACACCUGGGAGUUACAGCUGUUCCUGUACUCCAGAAUGGUUCGGCCCUCAGUGUACCUCAAGGUACGAUGACUGUAGAGUCGACUCAACUGACCUUUGUGGACAUGGCUUCUGCAUAGACUUAGACAGAGUUCAGCAUAACCAGCCUAAAUACAAAUGUUUCUGUGAAGACGGCUGGAUGUCGCCACCAGGUAGUGCCGCCUGUACCGCGGACAUCGAUGAAUGUUCCCUUCCCAAUCCACCCUGCUCCCAGAAUCCUAAAGUCCAGUGUAUGAACACCAUGGGAUCAUUCACAUGUGGCCCUUGUCCAACAGGCUGGCAAGGGAAUGGUUAUAGUUGUCAGGAUAUCGAUGAAUGUCAGACAAACAAUGGUGGAUGUUCAACAGCUCCAUAUGUAAAAUGCAUGAAUACCAUGGGAUCCUAUCACUGCGGACCAUGUCCACCAGGUUAUGAAGGCGAUGGAAAGACUUGUACUCAAAUGGAUACCUGCUCAGUAAAUAAUGGAGGUUGCCAUCCGCUAGCAUCCUGCGCUCCCAUGGAAGAUAGCACUUUGCCGAUAUGUGUCUGUCCGCCUGGGUAUGAUGGGAAUGGAUAUGGACCCAGUGGCUGCCUGGCUGUCAGUGAUAUCUGCGAGAAACAGAACCCUUGUGUGAAUGGAGAUUGCCAGCCUACUGGGUCGGGUUAUACAUGUAAGUGUGAUUCCGGUUGGAACGGCAUUAAUUGUACAGAAAACAUCAAUGAAUGCUCCAGUAACCCCUGUCAAAAUGGCGGCAAUUGUAUCGAUGGGGUUAAUAGUUACAUCUGUAACUGCACCAGUGCUUGGACAGGCUUCCACUGUGAAACCCCCAAACAAGAUUGUGGUGGUGAUUUAACUGGUUUAUCGGGCACAUUCAGUUACCCAAACAAUCCUGGUGCUGAGCAAUAUGAACAUAUGGUGAGCUGUUCCUGGGUAAUCAGAACGGUACCAGACAAGAUUCUGCGUAUCACAUUUCCUUUUUUCCAUUUGGAAGCAAGUGCCAACUGUAACUCAGAUUAUCUUCAAAUUCAUGAUGGAGAAUCUAUUUCAGCGUCACAAUUAGGGAAAUACUGUGGAACACAGAUUCCAGAACAGAUCGUCAGCACUCAUAAUUCCUUAUUUUUCUUGUUCCGCUCCGACCACGUCACAAAUGCUGGAGGGUUUCGGGUUUCUUGGGAGUCCAUCCAAGCAGAAUGUGGUGGCCAGCUCGUUGGAACUCAUGGGUCAAUCUCCUCACCUGGAUAUCCUAACAAUUAUCCACCAAACCGUGAUUGUUAUUGGACAAUCUCAACCGAUCCAGGCCUUUCUAUCACAUUUUCUUUUGGUACACUAAACAUUGAACAACAUGAAGACUGUGAACAGGAUUAUCUAGAGAUCCGGGAUGGUCUUCUUCCCCAAGAUAAUGUCCUUGGAAAAUAUUGCACGAGCCAGUCACCUGCCCCUCUCCAGACGUCAGGACCUUAUGCAUGGGUUCACUUCCAUUCAGACAGCUCAAUGUCAGACAGAGGCUUUCAAAUCACGUAUAUAACAUUGCCAUCUGAGCCUGGCUGUGGGGGAAACUUUGUUGAUUCUGAAGGCUUUAUUCUCUCUCCCGGUUGGCCGAAUUCUUAUGUUGGAAACAAACUCUGCGUUUAUGCCAUCACGCAAUCACCCAGUGACCAAAUAAAUCUAAGAUUUACCCAUCUGGACUUGGAAAGUGACAGUGGAUGUACUUUGACAUAUAUUGAGAUUCGAGAUGGGAAUACAGAAACUGCCCCAUUGGUGGGCAAAUACUGUAAUAGCACGAUUCUCCCUUCUAUCACAUCGAGCUCAAACACACUUUGGGUGAAGUUUAAGUCUGAUGCCUCAGCAACAAGUUCAAGUUUUAGAGCAUUUUACCAAACUGCUUGUGGGGGUAUGCUCUCUGGAGAAGGAACCAUUCUGACACCCCAUUAUCCCAAUGCCUACUUCCGUGAAAGGACUUGUGAAUGGAUUAUUACUCAACCAGAAGGAGAAGUGGUUCUGCUCAACUUCAACUCAUUUGACAUUUCAAAUGCUACAGAUUGUAUCUCUAAUUAUGUUGAGAUAAGAGAUGGACCUUCUGCAGAAUCGACACUCAUUGGGAAAUACUGUGGCCCUGAUGUACCCCCACCAGCUCACUCCACACAGAGAUCCCUGUAUAUUAAAUUCACCACCGAUGCCUCAGAAACUAACCGGGGCUUCUCAGCUACAUAUAGCUCCCUGAUAGAGGGCUGUGGGGGAACACUUACUGGCCUGGAAGGUGCAUUUAAUAGCCCUAGUUACCCAAAUGUCUACCCACAUGGAGUUAACUGUAUGUGGUUUAUCACAGUCCCUCCUGGAAAUAUCAUACGAUUGACGUUCACAUCAUUUAACCUUGAGUUUUCUCACACAUGUUCAUAUGAUUACCUGGUAGUCUAUAGCAAUGUUACCGGAAGUAUAGGAGACCAGAUUGGAAGAUAUUGCGGACGGUCCAUUCCUCCAUCGAUUACCAGUAGUGACAACACAAUGAUGGUACACUUAGUCACGGAUAGUACUACAGCUACUGAGGGAUUUUCAGCUAAUUACAUAGCAAUAAAUGCAUCUACAGCCUGUGAUUUUACAUCAUCAGCACCAACCGGUGUAUUUACCUCUCCAAACUACCCUGACAACUAUCCCAAUAAUAAGGAUUGUGUCUACAAAAUCACGGUGGAGCAAAACAAACAGAUAGUAUUGAAUUUUACUCGUUUUAUCUUGGAGAUCACCACAAAAUGUGAAAAGGAUUAUGUGGAAGUCAGAGAUGGAGGCUACGAAACGUCCCCAUUAAUCGGCCGAUUUUGUUCUCAGUCACCUCCAGUAAUUGUGUCCCACAGCAACAAACUUUGGAUCAAGUUUAGAAGCGACAUGAGUUUCACAUACAGUGGAUUCUCGGCUCACUGGGACAGCGCAUUAACAGGUUGUGGUGGGACCCUUACAUCAGUGUCUGGAAGCUUUAUGUCUCCAAAUUACCCCAUGCCAUAUUACCACAACUCCGAGUGUUACUGGCUGCUGAAAGCCUCUGGUGGAAGCAUCCUAGAAAUCCAGUUUGAGUAUUUUCAUUUAGAGACUGAUUUAAACUGCCGUCAUGAUUAUCUUGCUUUCUACAAUGGCAAUAACACAAGUUCACAGUUACUGGCAAAGUAUUGUGGAAAUCAACUGCCAGAUCCAAUCCGAUCCACUGCAAGCAAUGUCUAUGUAAAGCUAAGAACUGAUAAUUCUGUAUCAUACCGUGGUUUCCUGGCUUCAUACAUGCAAAUCUGUGACGGAGUUGUAAUUGCUAACCGUAGUCAUGGAAUCUUGGAGAGCUUAAAUUAUCCCAACUCGUAUCCUUUGAACCAACACUGUAACUGGACCAUACAAACAACAUCUGGGAAUACAAUCAACUAUACAUUCACAACGUUUGAUGUAGAAAGCAGUUUAAGCUGUGGAUAUGAUUAUGUUAAGCUGUAUGACGGACCUAAUGACCAAGCUCCACUAAUUGGAACAUAUUGUGGCAAAAGUUUGCCCCCUUCGGGAAAUACGAACAGUUCAAAUCUCCAUGUGGUUUUCCAUUCAGAUGAAACAACUGUCAGAAAUGGGUUUCAGAUCCUGUGGUAUAUGAAUGGAUGUGGUGGCGAAUUAUCCGGUCCAAAUGGCUCCUUUAACAGUCCUGGGUACCCAAUGAAAUACCCCGAUAAUCGAGAAUGUGUUUGGUACAUACAGACAUCUCCAGGAAGCAGCAUCCAAAUCACAAUUAUGGAGUUCAGUAUAGAGUUUCAUUCAACGUGUAAUUACGAUGUGCUGGAGAUUUAUGGUGGACAUGACUUAUCCUCCCCAAGACUAGCUCAAUUAUGUGCACCUCGACUUCCAGGGAAUCCACUGCAAGUCUCUAGUACCGGCAAUGUAGUCACAGUUCGAUUCAAGAGCGACGCAUACGUCAGUGGCAGAGGAUUUAAUGCAACUUGGCGUGAAAUUCCUGGAGGUUGUGGAGGAGUGGUUCAGGCAUCGAGUGGGGAGAUCCAUUCUCCAAACUAUCCAAGGCCUUAUGAUGACAACACAGAAUGCUCCUGGCUUAUCCGAGUUGACAGCGGACACCGAGUCACCCUCAACUUCACAGACUUUGAUAUUGAAUCUCAUAGAUCAUGCAAUUAUGAUUCUGUUUCUCUUUACGAUGGUGAAGACAGUGAAGCACCACUUAUACAAGUUUUAUGUGGAAGUCAACUUCCCAGUCCUUUAACAUCAACUCAAAAUACAAUGUUUGUCCUGCUAAGAUCUGAUGGAAGCAGGCAGCAUAGAGGAUUCAGUGCUCGAUUUAGUGAAGCAUGUGGAAGUGUCAUAACAUCUGAUUCAGUUGGUGGAACUAUUGCCUCUCCUUUGUAUCCUGCCAAAUACCCAAACUUUCAGGAAUGCGUCUGGAUUAUCCAUGCCCAGGAACCUUUUAAUCACAUCACACUUUCAUUCACGGACUUUAACACUGAAGACAAGAACCGUAAUUGUACAACAGAUUAUGUGGAGAUAUUGGAUGGGGAUAACUAUGAUUCACCUGUUCAAGGACGCUACUGUGGUAGUACGAUUCCUCAUCCUAUCACGUCCUACAGCAAUGCCCUUGUGGUAAAAUUUAUCUCAAACAAUGCUACCAGUGCUAAAGGCUUUCAUGCAACGUAUGCAGCAUCAACAUCAGCAUGCGGGGGUACAUUACACAUGGAAACAGGAGCCUUCAACAGUCCGAACUAUCCCGAGGGUUAUCCUGCAAAUACAGAGUGUAUUUGGAAUAUUCUGAGCUCUCCUGGCAACCGGCUCAUGCUUUCUUUCAUAUCCUUUAAUAUGCAAGCUAGUGAUGGCUGUCAGAAUGAUUACUUGGAAGUUAGAGAAGGAAAUGAAACUGGUGCAUUUAUAGGACGCUAUUGCGGAGAUUCACUGCCAACUAAUAUUACAUCCAUCGUUGGACACGUCCUGUGGAUUAAGUUUGUCUCGGAUGCCACUGUCAGUGGCUCUGGGUUUAGGGCCACAUUUUCUCAUUUAUUUGGGAAUAAUAUUUUAGGAAGCCAAGGUCAAAUUGCUUCUCCGCUAUGGCCCAGGAAUUAUCCUCAUCAUUCAAACUAUAUUUGGACAAUCAGCGUGGAUUCCUCUCAGAUAAUUCAGGCUAGAGUUUUGGAGAUUGACAUUGAAGAAGAUACUGGCUGCAACUAUGACAAAUUAAAAAUUUACGAUGGUCCUGACAUUCACUAUCACUUACUUGGAACAUUCUGUGGAGUUACCCCACCUCCUUCUUUAUUCUCCUCCGGCAGUUCAAUGACUGUUCAGUUUAUCAGCGAUAGCAGUGUGAGCAAGAAAGGCUUUCUACUGGAAUGGUUUAUGAUUGAGAUACCUUCUGGGCCAUUACCGACCAUAGCACCAGGUGCCUGUGGUGGCAGGUUAAUAACUGGAGAGACUCCUUUAUUUUUCUUCUCCCCUGGAUGGCCAAAUAACUACCCAACUCAUCUCGACUGCACUUGGGUCAUCAGAUCCCCAGAGUCCACGGUGGAGUUAAACAUCUUGACUGUGGAUAUUGAAACACGCGGUUCAUGUAAUUAUGACAAAUUGGUCAUAAGAGAUGGAGACAACAACAAUUCUGCAGAACUUGCCACAGUCUGCGGCCGAGAAAUCCCAGGACCAAUCAGAUCAUCCGGAGACACCAUGUUUAUCAGAUUUACCUCUGAUUCGAGUACUUCUGGAAGGGGCUUCAACGCAUCUUACCAUAAAAGUUGUGGAGGAUAUUUACACGCAAAUAGAGGAAUCAUUUCAUCUCACAAUUAUCCGGAGAACUACGCACCAAAUCUCAAUUGUACCUGGCAUGUAGUAGUCACAGAGGGCUUCAUUAUCAGUGUUGAUUUUGAGCGAACAUUUGAAAUUGUAAACAGCAAUGCAGACUGCAGCACUGGCGACUAUAUCGAACUAAGAAACGGUCCUGAUCAGUCAUCACCUCCAUUAGGGACCAUAUCAGAAAAUGGGAAAUUCUGUGGCACCAACACUCCAUCUACCAUGCAUACGAGUGACCACGAGCUAUUUGUUCGCUUUAUUUCUGAUAGCAGUAACGAGGGCAAAGGAUUCAAACUCAAAUACCAGGCAAAGAGUCUGGCAUGUGGAGGAACCAUUUAUGUCACCGAUUCAAAUACCACUGGAUAUGUUACAUCGCCAAACUAUCCUAACAAUUACCCUCAAAACGCUGAUUGUACAUGGACCAUUAUAGUACCAAACGGAGAAGCCGUGCAGCUUAAUUUUCUAGACCGGUUUCAUAUAGAAUCAUCUGACAGCUGCAGCUCCAAUUACCUGGAAUUGCGUGACGGAGCAGACUCCAGCGCCAGGCUUCUGGCGAAGCUGUGUGGAAGUGAUCUACCAGUCACCUACAAAUCCUUGGGCACCACGAUGUAUUUGAGAUUUAGAACCGACGGCAGCCCAGCACGGACAGGAUUUAAUGCCAUGUAUUCCAUAGCUACUUGUGGAGGAACCCACUAUGGACAAACUAGCAUUAUACAGAGCCCAGGAUACCCAACACAUUCCUACCCAGCGGGUUCUGUGUGUGAAUGGUACUUCAAUGGACCAACUGGACAUUACCUCACGAUACGAUUUGAAGAUCUGGAUCUUGAAAACUCUACAAACUGUUUAAAAGACUACAUUGAAAUCCGUGAAUAUAAUAGUUCUGGAAGAUUAUUGGGAACCUUUUGCAACAACAUAGUACCAGGUGACCUCGUGACUUCUGACAGUUUUGCUUACGUCAAGUUUGUUACCGAUGAAUCUGUGAAUUCCAAGGGUUUCCGACUGAGCUACGAAGCAAGCACUGAAGAAUGUGGUGGAGAUUAUACCGGAACCACUGGCACCCUGCGUUCUCCUAACUACCCCAACUUGUACCCUCACAAUCGUGUGUGUGAGUGGAGGAUCACAGUACCUGAGGGGAGGCUUGUCACUCUCACCUUUAAUGAUCUAAAACUUCAAGACACACAAAACUGCGACAAUGACUAUGUUGCUGUAUAUAAUGGUUUGCAGAGCCAGUCGCCACUUAUAGCCAAACUGUGCAGUGACAAAACCCCAGACACAGAGGUGAGGUCUUCAGGCAACACAAUGAAAGUUAUAUUUGUGACGGAUGGGUCGGUUUCCAAUGGAGGCUUUUUGGCUACUUAUAGUUCAUCAGAAGAUGCAGUUUGUGGAGGAUCACUUAUAGAACCUAAUGGAGGAAAUUUCACAUCCCCUGGUUAUGAUCGAGUCAACAAUUACACAAAGAAUUUGAACUGUGAAUGGGUCAUUCAGAACCCCAAUCCUCUGACCUCAUCAACAUUUAUCUCAUUUGAACGCCUACAACUGGAAAAACAUCAGAACUGUCAAAAUGAUUUUCUGGAGUUUCGAUUGGAUAAUGCAGAUGGAGAACUAAUAACCAGGGUUUGUGGCCAGACCAUGCCCUCAGUCCCUCUUGUUAUUGUAGCUUCUCAGAUUUGGGUGCGUUUUGUGAGUAAUUCUGAGGUGGAAGAUAUUGGAUUUCAUGCCAAUUACGUAUUUACAGACUGUGGUGGGAUCCAAAGUGGUGAAAUGGGGGUCAUAGCCAGCCCUAAUUACCCUAACCCAUACCAUAAUAUGAGCCACUGUUCUUGGCUCCUGGAAGCACCAGAAGGUCAUACCAUCUCUCUGUCCUUUGGAUACUUUGACGUGGAACAUCACCCGGUCUGCCGUUGGGAUUCUGUCACUAUAGUCAACGGUGCCUCGCCAGGGUCGCCACUGAUAGGGCAAUAUUGUGGCACAACGUCUCCUGGAACCAUUCAAUCAGGAUCCAAUAAAAUGAUGGUGAUCUUCAAUUCAGACAAGUCUUUGCAAGGUGGAGGAUUUUACGCCAACUGGACCACAGAUUCCUUAGGUUGUGGAGGACACAUUCAUGCUGCGAGUGGUAGCAUCAAAACUCCGGGUUGGCCUCAAAACUUCCCUCCCAACAGCAGGUGUACAUGGACAAUACAGGCACAUGAGAGCAGUCACCUUGAAAUGACCUUCAACAACAACAACUUUAAUAUCCCAGACAACAGUGGACAAUGUGAGAGGAGCUACGUGAAGGUAUGGAGUGGUACCGAUGAAACCCAGGACGCCCUAUUGGCAGUGGGUUGUGGGAAUUUAGCUCCUGCUCUUGUCAUUUCUCCAAGAAGUGUGAUUAAAGUCACUUUCCAAUCACAAGACUCUCCAGGAAGGGGUUUCUCCGCCUCGUUUAUCAGCAAAUGUGGUGCUAAUUUCACACAGUCGAGUGGACGCAUAGUUUCUCCAAACUACCCAAAUAAAUAUGACAACAACUUGAACUGCGACUAUAGAAUCCUCACCUCCUCCAAUAUGUUUAUUGUUCUGAGCUUUCAGAAUUUCGAGCUUGAAUCCAGUCCUUCCUGUAGUAAAGACAGAGUAAAAGUUCUGAGUGGUACAUCUACAGUGGCAAAUCUCUGUGGAACCUCAAUCCCAGCGCCUGUCAGCACCAGAGGAUCAAUGUUACUUAACUUCUACACCAGCCCUGAUGUAACCAUGCAUGGAUUUAUGGCGAGAUACAGCAUGAUCCCUUGUGGAGGAACUUUUAAUCGUUCUUCAGGCGUCUUAAGGAGUCCAACACAUUCUUUUACUAACUACCACAACAAUAUGAACUGCACAUACAGCAUUACCGUCCAAGAAAACCGAAUUAUCGAACUGAGAUUCAACCAGUUUGAACUGGAGGCUGCAACGUCCUGUUUGUAUGAUUAUGUUGCUGUUUACGACGGUUCAAGUAUUUACAGUAAUCGACUUGGCAAAUUCUGCGGGAAAGUCCUGCCACCGGUUUUAAGAAGCACCAGCAAUAAUAUGUUGGUCGUGUUUGUUACUGAUAGUCAGGUAACAGAAGGUGGAUGGAGAGCGUCUUUCAGAGAGACGUUGGGACCUCUACAAGGAUGCGGUGGUUACCUUUCUGAUGCAACUGGUAUUGUCGGAUCGCCUGACUCAAAUUUUGAUGGGAAAUAUGAAAAAAAUUUAGACUGUGUUUGGAACAUUGUGGCUCCAGUAAACAAACAGAUCAACCUGACAUUUACGGCAUUUGAACUGGAAGGGCAGAGUUCAGGAAGAUGUGUUUAUGACUUUGUAAAAAUUUUUGAUGGUGGUAGCCUUAAUAGCACGUUACAAGGUACUUUCUGUGGAUCCAAUAUUCCUGCCUCUUUCCUUUCUUCGAGCAAUCUCCUGACCCUUUGGUUUUUUACCGAUUCAACCGCAGAAAGUGCAGGUUUCAAUGCAACAUAUGCAACUACUGACAUAAUAUGUGGCGGAAUCUAUAAUGCUUCAUCCGCUUUGACAACUACAACUUCACCAAAUUCCUAUCCUCCGUUCACGACUUGUAUUUGGACAAUUGAUGCACCAGAGAAAGAAAAUGUGAAGGUGGACGUACAGACAUUUCAUCUUCAGCCCAAUCUAGACUGUUCGGAAAAUUAUUUAGAACUGAAAGACUCGCCAGUGGGAAAUCAUGGACAAGUCCAUAAGUUUUGUGGAGCUGAAACGUUGAAAAUCGCACCAUUUUACACAUAUAGCCGGACAGCUGUUGUCAUUUUCAAGUCACAAGAAUACGCACCUGGCAAUGCGCUUAGUUUUACCUACCAGAUUGCAAACUGCAGCCGUGAAUAUAACCAAACACACGGUUAUUUGAAAAGUCCAGGCUGGCCUGCGAGUUAUCCGCACAACACAGAAUGUACCAUUAUUCUUCGAGCUCCCCCAGGCCACAGCAUUUCUCUUUUCUUUGAUGCAUUUAAUUUGGAGGGCUAUUCUUCCUGCUCCGACUACCUAGAGGUUAGAAAUGGCAGUGACUCUAAUGCCCCAGUGAUUGGCAAGUAUUGUGGGACUAAUCUGCCUAACCCCAUCUUUCCGAAAAAUAAUGUUCUACACCUGUUUUUUAAAAGUGAUAUAGUAAUUAAUCGCCAUGGCUAUGAAAUCACUUGGACGUCAUCCCCAACUGGGUGUGGAGGACCUCUGUUUGGGGAUCACGGCUCCUUUACAAGUCCUGAUUAUCCUGGCAGCUAUAGCAACAACACAGACUGUGAAUGGAAUAUUGUUGCUCCUCGGGGGAAGACGAUUAAAUUACAGUUUGCUGCUUUUAGUAUCGAUGACUCUGGAAGCUGUGAAAAUAAUUACCUAAAAGUUUACAAUGGACCAGAUUCCAGCUUCCCGCUGAGUGGACAAUUCUGUGGAAUGGGACAGAAUAUCGCUCCAAUUAACUCCACCUCACACGAAAUAUUCAUUAAGUUCCAUGCAGAGUCGGUGAUUCUCCCCUCCGGCUUCAGACUGACAUGGAGCACCUAAAAGAGAAGCUUCGCUUUGCGAGAGUCGAACGAAAAGCUCUUGAUUCUACGCCAGAAACGUGUUUUAUCGGAACAGCAUCCGCACUCGAUAAACUGCCGCUAAAUAACCUUUACGUCUCAGACCCACCACGCGUGACAUCAUACACGCAGCUGUGUAAAUUCUCUGUAAAUAAAACGUGAUUAAAGACGA
Messenger RNA from Spea bombifrons (plains spadefoot toad), 11399 nucleotides. RefSeq names its product cubilin (gene CUBN). Bases 318 to 11210 code for a protein of 3630 amino acids. The record is from RefSeq and is a predicted model, not a curated record. NCBI's taxonomy places the organism in Eukaryota, Metazoa, Chordata, Amphibia, Anura, Pelobatidae. Gene Ontology annotation, molecular function: calcium ion binding. The transcript is spliced from 67 exons.